This is a messenger RNA of Gossypium raimondii (Peruvian cotton), 1648 nucleotides long. RefSeq names its product tubulin beta-8 chain. The coding region runs from base 109 to 1443 and encodes 444 amino acids. Gene Ontology annotation, biological process: mitotic cell cycle; microtubule cytoskeleton organization. Gene Ontology annotation, cellular component: cytoplasm; microtubule. The transcript has 3 exons. Lineage: Eukaryota; Viridiplantae; Streptophyta; Magnoliopsida; Malvales; Malvaceae. The record is from RefSeq and is a predicted model, not a curated record. Gene Ontology annotation, molecular function: GTP binding; GTPase activity; structural constituent of cytoskeleton.
CCUUUUCAAUCUUAUACCCUGCAGCAACUCUCAUCCACCCAUUUCUCUAAAUUUCCUACAUUUUUUUCUUUAAAAAAUUUCAGUUUCUCCUUCUCUUCACAAAUCAAAAUGCGUGAGAUCCUUCAUAUUCAAGGUGGCCAGUGCGGCAACCAGAUCGGAGCGAAGUUCUGGGAAGUGGUUUGCUCAGAACACGGCAUAGAUCCCACCGGUCGUUACCAAGGAGACUUGGAUCUUCAACUCGAGAGAAUCAAUGUCUACUACAAUGAAGCCAGUUGUGGUAGAUUCGUUCCUCGUGCCGUCCUCAUGGAUCUUGAACCCGGUACCAUGGACAGCAUCAGAUCUGGUCCCGUCGGCCAGAUCUUCCGACCCGAUAACUUUGUUUUCGGUCAGUCCGGUGCUGGUAACAACUGGGCUAAAGGCCAUUACACUGAAGGUGCUGAGUUAAUCGACUCUGUCUUAGAUGUUGUUCGAAAAGAGGCCGAAAACUGUGAUUGCCUUCAAGGGUUUCAGGUUUGUCAUUCUUUGGGAGGAGGAACUGGAUCUGGAAUGGGAACACUUUUGAUAUCGAAGAUAAGGGAAGAAUACCCAGAUAGGAUGAUGUUGACCUUCUCUGUUUUCCCAUCUCCUAAGGUCUCUGAUACCGUCGUGGAGCCUUACAAUGCUACUUUGUCAGUUCAUCAGUUGGUUGAAAACGCUGAUGAGUGCAUGGUUCUCGAUAAUGAGGCCUUGUAUGAUAUUUGUUUCAGGACACUUAAGCUCACCACUCCCAGCUUUGGUGAUCUGAAUCACCUGAUAUCUGCAACAAUGUCUGGGGUUACAUGCUGCUUACGAUUCCCUGGUCAGCUCAACUCUGAUCUAAGGAAACUUGCUGUGAAUCUCAUCCCAUUUCCUCGGCUUCAUUUCUUCAUGGUGGGUUUUGCUCCACUCACUUCAAGAGGCUCCCAACAGUACAGAGCCCUGACAGUUCCUGAGCUAACUCAGCAAAUGUGGGAUGCAAAGAACAUGAUGUGUGCAGCUGAUCCACGACAUGGCCGAUACUUGACUGCAUCGGCUAUGUUCCGUGGCAAAAUGAGCACUAAGGAAGUGGAUGAGCAAAUGUUGAAUGUUCAGAACAAGAACUCUUCCUACUUUGUUGAGUGGAUUCCUAACAAUGUGAAGUCAACAGUUUGUGACAUUCCACCCACAGGCCUCAAGAUGGCAUCCACAUUUAUCGGCAAUUCAACAUCCAUUCAGGAGAUGUUUAGGCGUGUAAGUGAGCAGUUUACAGCUAUGUUUAGGAGGAAGGCUUUCUUGCAUUGGUACACAGGAGAAGGCAUGGAUGAGAUGGAGUUUACUGAGGCAGAGAGCAACAUGAAUGAUCUGGUCUCAGAGUAUCAGCAAUACCAAGAUGCAACAGCCGAUGAAGAUGAGUAUGAGGAAGAGGAAGCGGAGUACGAGGAUUAGGAAGGAAAAACUUUAUGCCAGUUAGGCAAAUACUAAUCUCAACUUCCAGUUGCUGAAAGAAAUAGUCAUUAUGCUGUGACUGUUGUUGCAUUUAUGUUUCUAAGUGAACUUUUUUCUUGAGCUUUUCAUGCUCAAUACUUAGCAAAGCAUGCGCAGUUUAUGUACUCUACUCCUUUUAAGUUUCUAAGUAACUUUUUUUGUUUCA